CGACUUGAUGACGUAGAUGGUCGUAGGCGGAAGUGACUCGCCUGGCGCUACAUAGCUAGCUUCCUUGCGCUCCAGUUUCGUUUUGGCGCUAUGCUCGCUUUUCGAGCUCACGACGUGUUUAAAAUCGGCGUUCGACAAUGAAAGCCGCACGGGCAUGUUUGUGGCUGCACAUUUUGUCGACCGUCGCGUCGCUGGUCGGCGCUUUUGACCCCAUUACUACCUCGAUAAUGUUCGGAAUCGGCGCCGCGUUGAGCCGCACCAUUUAUAACUAUUUACACGAAAGCUGCGAUCACAAAUGGAUCGCCUUCAAUUCCACAGGUUUGGAGGAGGACCUGCGAAACAAGUUGUUUGGGCAGCACUUGGCGUCACAUAUAAUCAGCAAGGCGGUGAGUGGCUUCAUGAACAACGACAACCCAAAAAAGCCUCUGGUUCUGUCGCUACACGGCUGGACCGGCACGGGCAAGAACUUUGCUAGCGCGCUCAUUGCCGAGAACAUCUACAAAGAAGGCAUGGACAGCCAAUUUGUGCACGUCUUCACUGCCGAACUUCACUUUCCACACGUCGGACAGAUGGACACUUACAAGACUCAACUGCAACAGUGGAUUAAAGGCAACGUGAGCAGCUGCGCUCACUCCAUGUUCAUCUUCGAUGAGAUGGACAAGAUGCACCCGGGCCUGAUUGACAGCAUCAAGCCUUACCUGGACUACUACGAAAAGAUUGACGGCGUCUCCUAUCGCAAAGCCAUCUUUAUUUUUCUCAGCAACGCCGGCGGCGAAAGCAUCGUGGAGACGGCGUUGGAUUUCUGGAAAGCGGGCAAAAGUCGAGAGGAGAUCGAGCUGAAGGACUUAGAGACGCCGCUCGCUUUGUCGGUCUUCAACAACAAGAGAAGUGGCCUGUGGCACACCAGCCUGAUCGACAAGAACCUGGUGGACUUCUUCGUACCUUUCCUGCCGCUGGAGUACAAACACGUGUUGCAGUGCGCCUUGGCCGCCAUGCAAGCUCAGGGCGCCAAGCCAGAUGCGGGCGUGGCCGACAAGGUGGCGCAGGACAUGCUCUACUUCCCCAAAGCUGAGCGAGUCUUCUCCGUCAAGGGCUGCAAGACUAUCGAAAGCAAGUGGGAGUACUACACAUAGGGACAGUACGGACGAAGGCUUGACAGCUUUCUGACUGGCAGGAAAAAUGGACGUGGCGUUGCCCGUACUGGACGUAAGAACAAUGAUUUAAAAAAACCUUUCAAAUUGAAAGGGAAUCGUGAAAGACUAAUGUUUUUAUAGUUUUCCUAUUGUAAAUGUUUGCUGCCGUUGACAGCGGGAGAUGUCCUAAAGGAUCGGACGUCUAUCGCUGUCAGUGACACUGAAACGUAUUCCCAUGCCUUAAUGUUUACAUGGAAGACUCAACCAGCCAAAUUUGUUAUUCGGUUUUGGCACUUGUUUUUUUUUUUUCCCACAAAUGACAUCAUGAACAUCACAAAAAUAAAAAU
Corythoichthys intestinalis (scribbled pipefish) is the source of this 1480-nucleotide messenger RNA. It is a transcript of the gene tor1, whose product is annotated as torsin family 1. Gene Ontology annotation, biological process: nuclear membrane organization; protein localization to nucleus. The record is from RefSeq and is a predicted model, not a curated record. The coding region runs from base 138 to 1133 and encodes 331 amino acids. The transcript has 5 exons. NCBI's taxonomy places the organism in Eukaryota, Metazoa, Chordata, Actinopteri, Syngnathiformes, Syngnathidae. Gene Ontology annotation, molecular function: ATP hydrolysis activity; kinesin binding; ATP binding. Gene Ontology annotation, cellular component: endoplasmic reticulum lumen; nuclear envelope; endoplasmic reticulum.